AACUCAUUGCAUUCUGAAAGUUUGAAACUAAUAUCUCCUCUAGCAGGAAUACAAAAAAGUUGAUGAAGAAAUAUAAAUUUCCUGUUUUGACCACAGCUUGUAAUGGUUAAAACUUUUUUUUUUUUUUUUUGAAAUGUACAACUCUACCCAUCUGGGUCUAUUUUAAUAUGCUCGUGCCUGAAGUCUCUUGUGUGUCAGAACACAAAACCAAGACAAUAGAAUCUCUCUUAGAAGAGGAAGGAGAGAGAGAGAGAAAGAUAAGAGAGUUUAUUUAUAUUUUGGAAAAUGGUGAGCUAGCUAGUAAACAAAGCAGUUGUUGCUUUUAUUUCCUUGGAUGGGGCUUAUGUUUUGUAUGGAUAUGAAGUUAGAUUCAUUUCCAUGGACAAAACUUAGGAAUAAACCAUUUUGUAUCCUACACAAAAGAAGACAACAUCAAUGUAUACAAACACAAGCUGUUGCUGCAAAACAAACAACACAGAAACAACAGCAACAUUCCACAAAAAUGGCUGCUUAUACCUCUCAUAGUUACACCACCCACUCAAUGACACCUCUUUUUGUUGCUUUUCUUCUUGUUUCUGCUUCUUCUUCUAUUAAUCCUGCCAUGUCACAACAACUUAUGUCAGAUUCCGGUAACCGCUUUCCGGCCAAUCAAACUUUCAAGCCAGGGAAAGAGUUACUGAAACUAAAAAGAAUCAAUGCUUAUCUUAAGAAGGUUAACAAACCUGCAGUGAAGACAAUUCAGAGCCCUGAUGGUGAUGUAAUAGAUUGUGUUUUAUCUCAUCUUCAACCAGCAUUUGACCAUCCAGUGCUUAAAGGGAAAAAACCAUUGGAUCCACCACAGAGGCCAAAAGGUAACGAGACCACAGAGACGGUGACAGAGAGCUAUCAGCUAUGGACAGAUUUAGGUGAAUCAUGUCCAGAAGGGACUGUUCCAAUCAGAAGAACAACAGACAAGGAUGUAUUAAGAGCGAGCUCGAUGAGAAGAUUUGGCAGAAAAUUAAGAAGACAUGUAAGAAGAGAUUCUACAGGCACGGGUCAUGAGCACGCAGUUGUAUUUGUUAAUGGAGAUCAAUACUAUGGAGCAAAGGCCAGCAUAAAUGUGUGGGCUCCUCAUGUCACUGAUCAAUAUGAAUUCAGCCUGUCACAAAUUUGGGUCAUCUCUGGUUCUUUUGGCAAUGAUUUAAACACCAUUGAAGCUGGUUGGCAGGUUAGUCCUGAGUUAUAUGGAGAUAAUUACCCAAGAUUCUUCACUUAUUGGACAACUGAUGCAUACCAAGCUACUGGAUGCUACAACUUAUUAUGUUCUGGGUUCGUCCAGACCAACAACAAGAUUGCUAUUGGAGCUGCAAUAUCACCAAGGUCCUCUUUCAAUGGCAGACAAUUUGAUAUUGGCCUCAUGGUUUGGAAGGUACCCACUUUCUAUAAGGCAUUGCAUGUGGGCAGCAUCAAGAAAGAUAAGUUUUAUCCGAUGAACCUUCUUUUCAAAUGCUACGCCAUCCAGAGUUGCAGGUUUCAGACCAGUUUCUCAAAAAUAAAAUUAAAAAAAAAAAAAAGUAGGACAGUUUAUCUCAGUGGCCUCAUUAAUAAUUUUGUAAGAAAUGAGAUAAUUAAAUAGUCAAACCCAAUACCAAUAACUAAAAUAAGCUUGCUUCUCCAACCAAGGUUUGUCCUUUCCAACAUGGAAUUCAGCUGAAUAUUAAUUAAAAACCUAAACCACAGAAACGUAUUUUUUAUUGUAUACUAAUUUCUUAGGAAGACCAACAUGCUAAUCUCUCUAUCGAUAAAGAAAAUGACAGAUUUAGAUUAACAAGUAAUCAUUCUGUGAUAACAUUCCAAUCUGAAUUCACUGUGAUCAUUCUGUACUCUUGUUAGUUGCCUAAUGCAAGAAUACAGCAGGAUUUUAAUUUGCAGCAGAAUUUGAUGGAAAGAAUGUUUGAUUAGGACUGCACUGUCAGGGCUGAGUUGAACUGGAAAGGCAGAAAAAAAGAAGAUGCUUUAAGCAUGAAAAGCAAAGAAAAGGGGCAAACUUUAAAAGGAAGAAUUGAGGAAAAAGCAAAAGGGUGCAAAAAAAAAAAAGCUGUGUAAUAUGUGUAUUACUUGUCUUCUAUUGCAAGACAAAAGAAAAAUGUACCAUUUCAAAUACGAAUAAUGAGACAUGUUCAGCUCUUUCACUUUCUAA
Molecule: messenger RNA, 2179 nt
Organism: Ricinus communis (castor bean)
Lineage: Eukaryota; Viridiplantae; Streptophyta; Magnoliopsida; Malpighiales; Euphorbiaceae
Exons: 7
Coding region: 335-1615 (426 amino acids)
Source: RefSeq, a predicted model, not a curated record